Molecule: messenger RNA, 1554 nt
Organism: Xylaria bambusicola
Lineage: Eukaryota; Fungi; Ascomycota; Sordariomycetes; Xylariales; Xylariaceae
Product: 3-hydroxyphenylacetate 6 hydroxylase
Exons: 3
Coding region: 1-1554 (517 amino acids)
Molecular function (GO): monooxygenase activity; heme binding; iron ion binding
Source: RefSeq, a predicted model, not a curated record
AUGGAAUCCGUCGUUCAUCUCAUCAGCCAAAAGCUCACAGCGCACAUGCUCGAGCUGCUUAUACUCGGGAGCUGCGUGAGUCUUGUUCUUUGGCUCGUGGGAAGUGAGUUUGCUCGAUUGUCUGCGAGAAUACCAGGCUUGAAGGGACCCAGAGGAUGGCCGAUUGUAGGGAACUAUUUCGACAUCGUGAGUAACGCGGCGCUCCAGUACGAUUCCUGGGGGAAACAGUAUGGAGAUGUCUACCAAGUGCAGCUGGGAAGUACGACGGUCGUCAUCGUGAAUACUCCAACAGCUGCGAAAAACAUAUUCUUGACGAACUCUCACGCGCUAAGUUCGCGACCGGUGACUUACACGUUCCACAAGGUGGCCUCGACUACAGCAGGAUUGACGAUCGGAGCAUCGCCAUAUGACGACAGCCUCAAGCGGAAAAAGAAGGGAAUAGCCGCUGCACUGAAUCGUCCGUCGAUACAAACCUACGUACCAUAUUUCGACCAGGAGACGAGGGCAUUCAUCGAUGACUUGAUGACAUAUGGAAAGGCAGGGACCGUCACUAUUGAUCCGUUACCUAUGAUCCAGCGCCUCAGUUUAUCUCUGGUUAUGACAAUCAACUGGGGCGUUCGCAUUCCAUCCAUUGACGACAAACUGUUCAAGGAGAUCGUCGCCGUCGAGGAGGAGCUCAAUCGAACCAGAUCAACAGUCGGCAAUGCUCAAGACCACAUACCCAUCCUGCGCCUUAAUCCAUUUAAUCCAACUUCGGCCAAAGCACGGAUUAUGAGAGAACGUCGCGACGAAUAUCUGGCCGAGCUAAGCAGCGAUCUCGCUAAGAAGAUGCAAGAAGGCUCCAACAAGCCAUGCAUACAAGCAAGCGUGAUCAAAUUCAAGGAAGUGGAACUCACGGAAACAGAAUUAACUGCCAUCAGUCUGUCUGUGCUAGGAGGCGGGUUUGAGACGGUAUCAAACACUAUGCAGUGGUCUAUUGCUUUCUUGGCUCAGCAUCAGGAUAUUCAAGACAAGGCGUAUGAGGAGAUAUGCAAGUUCCAGGGCUCCGACGAGCCGUUAUGCGACGCGUCCGACGAUCAGAAGUGCGGAUACAUAUUAGGUCUGGCGAAGGAAGCUCUGAGGUACUUUAGUGUGAUCCCAUUGGCUCUACCGAGAGAAACAAUCAAGGACAUUGAAUACGAAGGUGUAAGGAUUCCAUCAGGAAGUACUGUUUAUAUGAAUGCCUGGGCCUGUAAUCGCGAUCCUGAGUUGUUUCCCGAUCCAGACCGUUUUGAGCCGGAGCGGUGGUUCGCGCGACCGGAUGCCCCAGUCUUCGCCUUCGGGCUCGGCUAUCGAAUGUGUGCCGGACACCUCCUUACCAUGCGAGAGUUGUAUCUCAUAUUCAUGCGCCUGCUUAGUAGCUUCCGUAUCGAGACAUCGGAGAAGAUAGAUUGCGACCCCAGCAAGGACAUGAAGAUCCCCACGGACUUGAUAAUGGCACCACGCGCGUAUCGAGUCUCGUUCAAACCGCGCAAUGAGCGGAGGCUAGCUGAAUCCCUCGCCAACACGACAUGA